Clarias gariepinus (North African catfish) is the source of this 2194-nucleotide messenger RNA. RefSeq names its product SH2 domain containing 4A (gene sh2d4a). The coding region runs from base 305 to 1552 and encodes 415 amino acids. Gene Ontology annotation, cellular component: cytoplasm. The record is from RefSeq and is a predicted model, not a curated record. NCBI's taxonomy places the organism in Eukaryota, Metazoa, Chordata, Actinopteri, Siluriformes, Clariidae. The transcript has 9 exons.
UUCAGGAAGACAUACGAGAAGAGUAGAGAAGAUCCUCAGGGUGAAGAGAUCUGCUUUUACAGGAUGCAGUUACAAGCUGCUGUUUCUGCCAUAAACCUGCAGGAUUGUGCUGUGUGGAACUUUACAGUCUGUGACUACUCUACACUAAUACUCUUUUAAAUAGUGUAGUUGUGUGUUUGGGAUGUCAUGGUGAAGAAUCAAUGAUUUACUGCUGAACUUUUCGGCCUGCACCUGCAACUUUCUUUUCUGGACUAUACAAGUGAAGAAUAUUUCUCCCUAAGACGAAGCAUACAGGACUAUCACCAUGCUGCAGCAGAUUCUUAAAGACAUGUACAUCGAGCCGGAGCUGCUGGCCGAGCUGAACGAAGAGCAGAAGCAGGUUCUCUUCUUCAAAAUGAGGGAAGAACAGGUCCGCAGGUGGAAAGAGAGAGAAGCACGGCUGGAUCAGGGAACUAAAGUGGUCAAGCCCAAAAAAGUCAACAAGAAGAAUGUAUCAUGGCUGAAGGCAUCAGACAGCGACGUGUGGGUGUGGGUGAUGGGAGAGCAUCAUGACGAUAAACCUUAUGACCAGAUCUGUGAUGAGAUCAUGGCUGAGAGGGCAGCACUACAGGCGCAAAAAGAGGCAGAAGAGCUCAGGGCCAAGAAAGAAGCUGAACUGGAGAAACGUUUCUCUGGGUUGUAUAUUGAGAAGGAGGAAGCCGCCAGGCAGGAGGCAGCCCUAAAGGCAGUUGCCCUGGAGAAGAGUCGACAAGAAGAUCUGAAGAGGAAGGAGGAAGAAGAACGCCGAAAAGCUGAAGAGGAGGUCAAGAGACUCAAGGAGGAGAGGGCACAGCAGAUCUAUAUGAACCUGAAGGAAGUACAGAGUCAACGGAAAGCCCAAGACAGUGAGGAGCAGGCCUGGAAGGAUUCAUUGCAGAAAUCUAAAGCAGCUGACCAGCGGAGACGUUCCCUGGCCAAGCAGACGAGGGAGGAUGACCGCAGGCGUUCUCUAAAGGCCCUGGAGAGAGGUCGAGUGGCGGCCAUGACUAAAGCUUUUGGAGGAGAGAAACCUGCUCUUCCACCUAAACCCAAACCCAGGAACCUCACUCUGACUAAUGAGCCUAUUCACAGGGGGUCCAAUUUACGACGUUCUUUGUCAUCAUCCAGCCGAAGGGAAAUAAUCCGCUGGUUCAGAGAGGAACAGUUGCCCCAAAGAGUUUGUUUCCAAGACGACGAUAGCCGCAUUGCUCCGUGGUUUCAUGGUAUAAUCACACGUACGGAGGCUGAAGAUUUGCUGAGCGAAGGCAGUCCUGGAGGUUUCCUGGUCCGUGUUAGUGAAAGGAUCUUCGGAUAUGUUCUGUCUUACCAAAGCCCAGACGGAGGCAAACACUUCCUCAUCGAUGCCACGGACAACUGUUAUAUGCUGCUAGGAGACCAGAUCAAGUUUGCGACUCUGGGAGAGCUAGUGGAGUACCAUAAGGAAGAGCCCUUAACACCGUCUGGAGGUGAGCGGCUGUUGUAUGCAUGUGGACAGAAACCCGGCACUCUGGACUAUGCUGAUCUCUUCACCUGAACCCUACAGCUCUGUAACUCAGCAAGCAAGGGUGCGAGAGAAUUAAAUGCACGUCCUUGGGCUUAUAAGGGUUUAUUAUUGCACAUACAGUCUACAUGUAUGAAGUAUUGUAUAUUGAACAAACAUACAGUGGAGUAGGUGGAUGUGCACAGAAUGUGGGCUGGAUUUAAUUAUCGACCCAUGAGCAAAUGACCAGCCAAAAAAGAAAAGAAAAAGGUUCUGCACAGACAUCACAAGGUCAGACAUAAAGGCACAACAUGCACUUUUGAUAAUCUGGCUGAAUUUUGAAGGAUUUUGUAUGAGGAUUAGAAUAACUUGUACCACUCAUGUGUUAGGAACUUUGCGACUGUUCAAGCAAGCUGCUAAUUAAUUACAUAUACUUAAUGGGGGGAAGGAGCUGGGCACCAUGAUGAUACAGUAUACUUUAUCAAAAUUACAAUGAAUUACAGUAUAUCGCCAAAUUCAUUUUUAAGGAACAGCAGAUAUUAACAAAUUUUUUAAAAAGUAUUUUUAGAUAAAUUACAAACAUAAUUAGAAGUACAAUGUUUUAUAGUGAACUGAAUCUUUAAACUGUAAAAUAUUCCCUUUUUUAUUUUCUAGCCAUACUGUAAAUACAUCAUUAAACUUCAUAUUGGAAUGCUA